AAAGGGCGGGCCUACAGAGCCAGGGUAGCUGCAGCCAUCCUCUCCUCCAGACGGGGUGAUUGUUCCAGUCAGUACCAUGAGCCAUAACACCCAAGCCUUCAUGAGCACCAAUGCCGGACUUCCCCCAAGCUAUGAGACAAUCAAAGAGGAGUAUGGGGUGACUGAGCUGGGAGAACCCCACAACUCAGCUGUGGUGAGAACCACCGUGAUCAACAUGCCCAGAGAGGUCUCUGUGCCUGACCAUGUGGUCUGGUCCCUGUUCAAUGCACUCUUCUUGAACGUCUGUUGCCUGGGUUUCAUUGCCUAUGCCUACUCUGUGAAGUCCAGGGACAGGAAGAUGGUGGGUGAUAUGAUUGGAGCUCAGGCCUACGCCUCCACUGCCAAGUGCCUGAAUAUCAGCUCCCUGAUCUUCAGCAUCCUAAUGGUUAUAAUCUGCAUCAUUAUUGUCUCCACCACCUCUGUGGCUGUCGUUCAAGCCUUUUCACAGAGAAUGUCGCAUUCUGGAUUCUAGUCCUGCCCUGCGCGCCGCUGUCCACAGCUGCCCAUCCCGUGACCCUUCCUUUACCCUACGCAUACGCAAAUGUUACCUUCCUGCAUCUGUCCACAGUGGAUUCAAUAAAGUGCACAUGAUGACAA
Molecule: messenger RNA, 636 nt
Organism: Microtus ochrogaster (prairie vole)
Lineage: Eukaryota; Metazoa; Chordata; Mammalia; Rodentia; Cricetidae
Product: interferon-induced transmembrane protein 2
Biological process (GO): host-mediated suppression of symbiont invasion; defense response to virus; response to interferon-beta
Cellular component (GO): plasma membrane
Source: RefSeq, a predicted model, not a curated record